UCCAUUUUUCCAAGCAGCUGAGAAGUUUUGGUUCACAACAAUGGCAAAGGAGACUGAGGAGCACCCACGUCUCAUCCUCCACAACUUUCUUUCUCCGGGCCUUUGCAAGGAACUGGAGUUCAUACACAAGAGCAAUUGCACGGUCGGAUACAGGCCAAAUGUGUUCUCCACAACUCUUUCUCAUCUAAUUGCUACUAAUUGUGCGCACCUGAUCAUGCCCUUUGUUCCCGUUAGAGAAAAGCUGAGGGAGACAGUGGAAGAGUAUUUUGGAUGCCAGUAUGAGUUGGUCAUCGAAUUCACUGGCCUCAUCAGCUGGACUAAAGGAGCAAAUAUUGGAUGGCACAGUGAUGAUAACAGGCUUUAUCUAAAACAAAGAGAUUUUGCGGCAGUGUGUUAUUUGAAUAGUUACAAUGAGGAUUUUAGAGGAGGACUCUUUCACUUCCAGGAUGGGGAACCAUCCACAAUUGAGCCCAUGGCUGGAGAUGCUGUGAUGUACACAGCAGACAACAGAAACAUACAUUCUGUUGAUGAGAUAAUUGAAGGAGAAAGGAUCACCCUUACCCUGUGGUUCAGUCGGGAUGCAUCUCAUGAUGAGGAUGCAAAACUGAUUUCAUUUCUGUCACAAAAUUCGCUCAACUCAUAUUUACCUCAGCCAGCAUCCAAUAACAUGUACUGGUUUCCUCCUGAUGAAGCUUUGAAGUUUCAAUCUGGAUUCGACAUACGUUGUGCAAGAUUGCAUAUGCUUGGAUUGGAUCUUUAUUCUCCUUAUGAGAAGAUAUGUCCUUCAGCAUUGAAUUCAUCAUACAACUUGCUAGAGUUGCUGAUGGGGUCAUUACAAAUAGCGAGGGGAGUUGAGUUGUUUGACAGGGAGUUUGUCAACGUAAUGCAUGUCCUUCAGGUGGUGCAGUUUUACUCUUGGAAGUGGUCGACUUUGAAGGCAACAGAAGUCAAAGAAGUCUCAAUGGACAUUAAACCACUCUCCCAAGCACAACAGGAGGAUAUUAAUUGUCUCAAAUCAGUGGUUCUGCAAGAUCUUCAACAGGCAGAGACCUUUAACAAAGACCUGAAUUGUGGAAAGAAAGUGCAAUAUCUAUUUGACUGGGGUAGUUUUUCUGCUGCUGUUGUUGAGUGGGAAGCUUAUUCUUGUAAUUUGCAUAAAGAAAUGGUUACGAGCUUUCCACUCUGGAGAAAGCAUGGAUCCAUCUUUUCUUGUCCUGUGGGUGAUUCUGCUGAAACACUCUGAAACGUUCAUUCUGUCAGUAAAAUUUUACACCAGUUGAUCUAGAGGCGACCGAUAAGGGAGCACAUGCCUAUGAAUAUGGGCUGCAUUCUGCCUUUAUGGUUGGCCUUGGUACUAGUUUGUGUUUUUAACAGGGUUAAACUUCCAGCAAGAAAAGGUCCCAUUGGACAGCAAGUUUUUGGACCUUGAAAUCUUUGCUAAAAUGGUCAUGUAUUAGUGAAUUUUCAGUUUCUUAUAAAGAAUAAAGAUAAAAAUGUAACUAUAAAUCAUAACAUGUAAACUUGAAUAUCAGGGGCUAUGCG
Messenger RNA from Coffea eugenioides, 1542 nucleotides. RefSeq lists its product as uncharacterized. NCBI's taxonomy places the organism in Eukaryota, Viridiplantae, Streptophyta, Magnoliopsida, Gentianales, Rubiaceae. Gene Ontology annotation, biological process: collagen metabolic process. The record is from RefSeq and is a predicted model, not a curated record. Gene Ontology annotation, molecular function: L-ascorbic acid binding; iron ion binding; oxidoreductase activity, acting on paired donors, with incorporation or reduction of molecular oxygen. The transcript has 8 exons. Bases 41 to 1243 code for a protein of 400 amino acids.